AUGCCGAAAAGAAAUAGUGCAGCCGGGUCCUCGCACGAAGACCGGGAAAAUAGAAGGCUCUGGAAGCGAGCUGAGCGGGUGGAAAAUGCUCUUAAUGAAGAAAGCGGGAAAGAUGGCAUAGCUGCAGAUGGAUUUCGAGUUUUCGCAACACCGGACAAACCAGCAAUCAUUUCGUGCAGCACUGCGAGUAAGAACCUAACAAAAUUUACAUGGCGGAAAAAGAUGCAGAGAAAAUCACCCCAAGGAGUGGGAAAUUGUGGGAAAUGUUACAACCAGUCCUACUGGAUCAACGAAACUUACACGAUGGAGCUUUACUUUACAAGCGUCAAACCCGAAGACUAUGGAGAUUACAGAUGUACGGCAGAAAAAUUCGAUGGCUUCGUUUGGGAUCACGUCGAGAUCGUAAAAUACCAAACUGAUCGGAUCUGGACUGUCGGAGUGCUUGAACCAGAAUCCAUCCAUAUAAAAUGGGAAAUGCACGGUUUUUUGAACGGGUAUCACGAAUCAUUCGAAAUUGCAUACAGGCAAAGUGGUACGGAUGAAUGGCUCCAGACACUACUACUUUCCACUCCGGAGCGAGUUCGUUACGCAGGUUCCUUCCGCAUCGAUGCAUUGAAACCUAAUACCGUCUACGAAGUCAAGGGCAUUAUAGACAGAAAGUCUCGUUUCUCACUUCGAAAGAUUUUCUCAAGAUGGAACGAGGUUGAGGUGUACGAACGUCAAUUUCACAGCGUCCGAGAAACCUUAGUUCGUUCGAAGUAGGCUUCGACGUUCGAAAAAGACGUGAAAUAUGUUCCAACUGUGAGGAUCGUGAAUAAAACCACGGACACCGUAACGAUCGGAUGGUCGCAGCCACCGCCAGAGCUCCGGCAAAGCAUCAACGCCUAUCUGAUAUUAGUGGAAGGCGGCAACGAGAAGGAAAAACAUUUUCGUUGGCAGAAGUUUAAGGCUGAUGAAGGUGAUGAAGCAAUCGUCCGCCUUUCGCCUUUGAUCAGCUACGAUCUGGUGGUGCGACCUUGUUUCGGGGAUUUCUGCCCGGACCGACGUGCCAGUGUCGUCAUGAAAGGCGUGACGACCAACGAUACAGUUGGCAGAAAACAAUUACGAGCGAGACAAGAAUCGCAAUCCGACACGAAGUCUUCGGUGCUGACAAUAAAGGUGACUAGAGAUGCAGAAAAUACUGCACCAGGCAGCGACGCCUCCUUCACCUGCAGCAUCAGUGUUCAGGGAUACGAGGGUUGGUGGAUGACGGAGGGGGAACGCGUCACUUCUUUCGGUGAUACUGACGGUCAGGUCAACUGGACUUUGAUUGUCGGAGACGCUGAGGGAGAAAGAAGUCACGACUACACCUGCGUGGCGAAGAUGAUCAAGGAUUCGCACGCUGGUGAAAGAAUGCUCGUCACGGUGAUUCCGCCCGCAGAAGAAUUGAUUGUAGGAGCUGAAAUCGCAUAUGCGAAACGGCGCGAGCCGACAGCACUGUUGUGCGAUUUCUUCGGAUACCGACGAUCGAUCUUCAAGUGGCGAGAGGUCUUACGGAAAAGGGGAAUACAUUUCCACAGCGUCUCCGUUACAUCGAAUGUCAACAAAACUCACGUCAAGAUGAUGCUGUAUACUGCGGGAAUCUUGUACGGAUACACUGGUAUUUACGAAUGCCAGGCAACGAAUGACAGAAUGUCGAAUAUCGUAGGUUUCGUUGAACUCCAAUGCUCCGACGAAUCGCCAUCACAAUUGAGCGCCAGUGUCAUCGGGUCGAAGCUCGUUCACUUACACUGGUUUGACAACAACAUCCGAGGAGACACGCAUCUGAUACGAUUUUCGAAAAACGGUUCUCUUGAACGAGAAAAUGUAUUCUCGGUGCGAGUUGAAGAGGGCAGGGAUUAUAAGCGAUACGUUGUGAGGCACAUGACAUGCGGCAUUUCCUAUUGGUUCGAACUUGUUGUGAUCAGCGCGGGAAGAAGACUGGCAAGCACUUACUCUGGGUUUAUCACGCCCUCGGAAAGAGACUUUCCGUAUUUUCCAAACAUCACUGUGACAUCGAAGACGACAAAUUCUAUAAUUAUCGAAUGGCCAAGCCCACCACAAGGGCUACGCGCUCACAUACAGCUGUAUCGUAUAUCAGUCAACUAUACGUACGACGGAACAGAAAUUGUUGAUUCUAAACAUACUACGGCAACUUAUCACAACUUUUAACAACUUCAUCCAUCAACCAGCCACGACUUGGAAGUACGAGCCUGCUUCAACGACUUGAGUACGGAUUGUUAUUCGAGUGACGUGCGGAGCGGAGUUUUCACAGAAAGCGUAGAAGUGGAAUCCAGGACCCAAGUUGAAAUAUGGCUACCUCUUACGGGAAUUCCCUUCCUCUUCGCCAUUCUGGGAGCCUGGCGUUUUUACAAGAAGGCUCAGAAGCAAAGGAUGUUAAGAGAACGACUUGCAUAUUUCUACACCGAGAAUCCUACUUCUUUCAAUCCGGAACUUUUCAUGAAUGAUCAGGCAGAUUUAUUGCCCUACGAAAAGGAAUGGGAAUUUCCACGAAAGCUUUUGAGACUUGACGAGGAACUGGGAAGAGGCUCGUUUGGAAUAGUCUGGAAAGCCAGGGCGAAAACGAUCCGUCGACCCGAGGCGAUUUCGGUGGUUGCAGUCAAGACGGUCCGACCGACAGCCAGCUUGCGCUGCAUGAAAGCUCUUCUUCGCGAACUCAAAAUUCUCGUCUAUCUCGGUCACCAUCCGAACAUCGUCAGCCUCCUCGGUGCCUGCACCAAGAAUCUUGAUUAUGGCCAACUCCUGGUCAUCGUGGAAUUCUGCCGCUUCGGGAACUUGCACGACUACUUGUGGCGCUGCAGGUCAAAGUUCGUCGAUGAAUUGGGUACUGUCUCUGCUGAAAUUCCAGAUUCUAAUUCUGAUGAUGAUCCGAUCGCCGUCAGAAGCCGUAGUAAUACAAACUCAGCACCACGUUGGGAAGAUGCCAUUUUAGCAGUGGAAGAUUUGGGUGGUAGCGCCGAUCAACCGGGUACGAGUGAAGGGGCGGGAAAUUCGGCCACCGGACAGAACUCACAAUUACCGGAACUUGAACCGCCAACCAAGUACCCAGGUGAUUUUACGAAUGCGGAAUUGGAUCCGGUUCGCACGCGAGACUUGGUGUCUUGGGCUUGGCAGAUUUCACGCGAAAUGCAAUAUCUUGCUGCCAAAAAGGUGCUGCACGGUGACUUGGCAGCGAGAAACGUACUGCUUUUGGAGGAUAACGUUGUCAAGAUAUGUGACUUUGGCCUGUCGAAGUCCCUCCAGGAGGACGACCAGUACAAGGACGAGGGAAACGACCCUCUUCCCGUCAAGUGGAUGGCUAUCGAAUCCCUCAGAGACGGAAUAUUUUCGGUAAAAUCUGACGUCUGGUCUUUCGGAGUCUUGUUAUGGGAAUUGUUUUCACUCGCCAAAACUCCUUACCCCGAAAUUAACCCCCAAGACAUGUGCGAAACACUUGUCGGUGGUUAUCGAAUGGAGCGACCCAAGUACUCACCCGAGACUAUCUAUCGGACGAUGCUGCAAUGCUGGGAAGCGAAUCCGUCGAAACGACCCACGUUUGUGGAACUUGAGCACAGCAUCGGUGAUUUGAUGGAGGACAACGUCAAAAUGCAUUAUAUCCAAUUGUAUACUCGACGCGAAAGGGCGUAUGCUCGCAUUACGGAAUUCCGGAAUAAACGGGACCCCGAGAAUCAGGAUCCGAUCCCCCCGGAUCCAACCGAACCGAUGAACGCCAGUCAAGAUGAAACGACCAAAAGACCCCCAUUCCGGAUGCGGUUUAAGCAGUUCUUUUGUCGGAGGUAA
This is a messenger RNA of Diprion similis, 3819 nucleotides long. RefSeq lists its product as uncharacterized. Gene Ontology annotation, cellular component: signaling receptor complex. Lineage: Eukaryota; Metazoa; Arthropoda; Insecta; Hymenoptera; Diprionidae. The record is from RefSeq and is a predicted model, not a curated record. Gene Ontology annotation, molecular function: protein binding; ATP binding; transmembrane receptor protein tyrosine kinase activity. Gene Ontology annotation, biological process: protein phosphorylation; multicellular organism development; cell surface receptor protein tyrosine kinase signaling pathway.